Batrachochytrium dendrobatidis JAM81 is the source of this 405-nucleotide messenger RNA. RefSeq lists its product as uncharacterized. The record is from RefSeq and is a predicted model, not a curated record. Lineage: Eukaryota; Fungi; Chytridiomycota; Chytridiomycetes; Rhizophydiales. Gene Ontology annotation, biological process: mitochondrial respiratory chain complex III assembly. The transcript has 2 exons. Bases 1 to 405 code for a protein of 134 amino acids.
AUGGCUUCAAGACAAGAGGUCAUUGGUCUCUACAGACAGUAUAUCAAAGCAUAUAGGAGAUGGCCAAAACAGGAGCAACGGAGGCAGGAUUUUCGUGCAUAUAUGCUGAAUCGGCUUCGUACAGAGUUUCGUCAGUCUGCAUCACAAGCAGCCAUCAUGGAACGACUUGCAUAUGGCCGCCAGGAAUUGAAUGCACUUGAAUCAGUCAUAAAUGGUGAAAUGGAAGAAAAGUACUCACUCAGGGAUGAUGGACUUAUUCGAUCGUUUAUGCCGGCUUCGCGCACGUUUACUUUACUAGAUCAGCCUGCACAGGAAGGCUUGUCUGAAAAAAAUGCAACUACCUGGACAUUUAUCGGAGCUUAUCUUGCUGGAAAACUCUCCAAAUCUUCUACUCAAGAGAAAUGA